AGCUACAUGACUGUCACACUAGAAGAAAUUGUCGGGGUGAAGAUAGUGGAUUUCGCGUGUGACACGGUCGUGGUGCCAAUGACCUUUCAGUCAAGCAUCACUAUGUAAGCAAUUGUUGAAGAAAUGUCGCCUCCCGCGCCUGCUGUUCCGGGAACAUUGGCGAGCCGGAGUCGCCCAUGUUGCUGCCUGGUGCUUGUUUCUCUUCUUUUACGCCUCCACGAUGACGAUGGCGCGGUGUCAGUUACUGCGCUUUCCCAGCAGCAUCAGCAGACGAAACAUGCAGAAAAACUUGUACGACGGGAACAGGAAGCAGUUGACGUUGACUACGACGCUUCCGAGCGGCCGGCUUCAUCGCCAUCAGCUCCCAAGAAAGGCAACGGCGCGGCGCACUACGACGACGAUCCGCAUCGCGACCAGCCUUUACACGCCGUUCGAAGCGAUGACUUUUCCGACAUGGGCGGUCGGAGUGCCGAUGAAACUUUGGUCACGCCUUUGCACCACCUUUUGCAGCAGAUAGAAUCUCACGGGGUCCGUGUUCCUUUUUUUGUGUACGAUAAUCGCGAAUUGACAAUGAACAAUUGGACGCGAGUCUGCGACGGCGAUCGCCAAGGCGCGGAUGUCUCGCUUUUGCAGGCCUUGCGAAAACAUCGGUGGCGUACUACAUCACCGGAGGACGCUGAGAUCUUUGUCGUCCCGACACAAUUUUCGCAGUCGCGAGAAUGCGACAGAAAGGAUGGGGUGGACAAGAAACGCGGACACGAUCGACGCACGCGCACAGCGCUCGACUGGCUCUUCACGCAUAGUCCCUGGUUUCGCAAAAGGCGGGGACGCGACCACCUCUUGUUUGCGAACCCGUGGUACUUUUCCCGGUUGACCAACGUACGUGAUGAGUACAUACCAAAAGAUGCUUGGCCAGCAUUGAGUGAGACCAUUCUGACGCGCGAAGAAGUAAUACACAUGUCCUCCUGGGAAAACUCUUUUGAAAGAGACCCCGAAGCCUGGUGGCGGCACCCGCAGGCUUUGUUCUCCGUACCAUGGGAAUCGACAAAGCGCAGCGUCGUGACUCCUCUUGAGGUGCACCCCGGUCUGGAAAUUGUGCCCGCGGAGUUCACGCUAGCUUGGAAAAAUCGCCCACACCUGAUCUUCUACCGCACGAGAAAACCACCGUCCUAUCAAUUGCAAGGCCAUUAGUCCGCGGAGCUUGUUGUUGCCGCACACCCUUUCUCUUUCAGCCUCAACCUCAUUUAGAAUCUAUGUUGUCAUUAUUUUUUGUUUUUCUGCUUUCUACUUUUUUUGAUGGGCUCGUUAUCGUUUCUACUUAUGUAUGUUGCUCAUCUAGUUGAGAAGCGUCCAUGAUGCUGUUCGUCACCUAGUCAAGAAGCGCAAGUCUUUUUCUGCUGGGGUUCUGCUUUUUGUAAAUACUUUAUUUUAUUUGGGGAAGGGUGACGACAUGCAUCCGAUUCAAUUGCCUUUCCAGCGCUUGAUAGUACAGCCUUCGGUGCAACUUCGCUUCGCCACUUACCGACCAAGAACCCAAAGUUGUGGCCAAACUGCAAUAUCGGCUUCGAUACGACUCGAGAGGAGUGGCUCCGUGGCUGGAAGGACGCAAAGUUUUGCCUCGUUAUCCGCGGAGACACUCCGAGCACGCACGCACUCUUUCACGCGAUCGCGUCUUCGUGUAUUCCCGUGCUCAUCGAUGACUCUUUGCCUCAUGUCGGUGUACCGUUUUCCGAGGACAACCGCGUGGCUGGCACAACCGCCCAGCUGUUUCCAUCGACCAAAAAUGUUACAUCUUGGGCCGUAGUUAUCCCCGAGGCCGAAUUUCUUGUGCAUCCGGAGCGAGUAGUCUCUCGACUUGAGCAAAUAAGCGACACCGGAAGAGCAGACCUCCUUGAAAACUUGCGCGAAAUGCAGCCAUUGCUGUUGUACCAGCAUCCGGAGUCGCAGGUGGCUACACUGACGCUGAUCCAGGCCGCGCAUCAACGAGAUUUGAGUUUUUCCGAAGAUGCCGCACCACAAAGGUGAAAAGUCAUGAAAAUGAACACUAAAUUUUCAGCGACGUGAGUAUAAUGAAACUGCAAGUCCAAUUUGAUGUAUGAUAGUCCAGAAAAAUGAAAAUCUAAAACUAAAUGACCUUCGUGCAUGAUUAAGAUUAAGCAGGGCGAAGAACUGGUCGGAAACACCUCGUCGACCUGCAGCUCCGACAACAAAAAACCCACGUUCUCUCUUAUUCGAGAUAGACACAGAAAGAGAAACAAAAU
Molecule: messenger RNA, 2261 nt
Organism: Amoebophrya sp. A120
Lineage: Eukaryota; Dinophyceae; Syndiniales; Amoebophryaceae
Source: the annotation of a GenBank genome assembly